Molecule: messenger RNA, 1063 nt
Organism: Vigna unguiculata (cowpea)
Lineage: Eukaryota; Viridiplantae; Streptophyta; Magnoliopsida; Fabales; Fabaceae
Source: RefSeq, a predicted model, not a curated record
UUCUCCCUCUAUGGCUUCUUUCGCUGCUAAUUCGGGUGUGUCGUCUUCAAGCACUUCGUUGUCUGAACCCUUUGUUUAUACCAACUACAUCAAUGUGCAUUUAUCCAUUGACAAGUUGGAUGGUACAAAUUACGCGACAUGGGCAUCCGAUAUCAAACUUUGGCUCAAGAGUCAAGGAUAUGAAGAUCAUCUCACCCAGAGUGUAACUACAGUUGCUGCAAAUGAAGUUUCCCGCUGGACGAAAAUUGAUGCCCAAUUAUGCAUCGUCAUUAAGUCCACCAUUAACUCUUCGCUGAAACAAAUGUUUCGUUCAUAUGAAACAUGUUCAGACAAGGCACAGGCCAAGUUGUUAUACACCAAUGACACUCAGCGUCUUUAUGGUGUUUGUCAGGAUCUUUUCACGGUUGUUGCUCCGCGGAGUCCUGGACCCAUGGCUGAAUAUUUGGGCAAAAUUCAUGCCCUUUUCCAUGAGUUUAAUGAGUUAUUGCCUCCGGCCUCCACUUCAGCUGAAGAACUUGAGCAACGAUCAAAGUUCUUUAUGUUGUUGGCAUUACAUGGUCUUUCUGAUGAAUAUUCCCAUGUUCGCGACCAGAUUUUGGGGUCUCCUGUUGUGCCCAACUUCACUGCUACUAGUUCUGCCCUUUUACGUGUGCCAAGAAAACAAAUUAUUGAUACAUCUACUUGUGUUGAUGAUUCCUCAGUCUUGGUCUCUCAGCGGGAUGAUCGUAAUCGUUCUCGCAAGCCGGGAAAGGGACAACCCAAGUGUGACCAUUGUGGCAAACUAGGCCACAAGAUUGACAAAUGUUAUGCUCUACAUGGACGUCCUCCUCAGUCUGCUGUAGUGGUUCACUCUGAUCCUCCUCCCCGAUCAGCGACUGUGGAUCCUGCUUCAUCUGAUACCGCAGGGCACCCUGCCAUUUUCAACGACUUUCUCAAAUGGUAUGAGGAACGUCAGAGUUCUAGUUCCACUACAUCUACCUCUGUUGCACGCACAGGUACAUCAUUUGUUGACCUGACUCACUCUGAUUCUCUUGGUCCUUGAGUUCUUGACUCAGGCGCCACA